CAACGAUGCAUGGGUACCCCGCGCCUCAGCCGUCGAGAUCCAACGACGAAGGUGCUGCUGCGAGCUCGCAUGAUAGCUUCCGCUCCUUUCGCGACGACCGGCUUGACAGCGACCAGACAUUUCGCAGCUUGUUCAUCGGCAUACCGCGCGAAGAAGGAUGCUUUCUUGUUCGAAGAUGUUUCAGAACAUCACCUGCGUCAUCGUCUCGUCUCUCGAUGGGGCUGUGUCUGGCGUUGGGCUGUGGAGUUGGGGACGCCGAGGUCGGAAGGUAUAAGAGGGGAGUCUUUUGGGGCCAUCAUCGUGUCUUCCGUUCCUCAUCCAGCUUGUAGACCUUCUCAGCCCUCAAAGAACCUCCAGCUCCCAGCAUCUCUUGGCGUCUUUUCAUCCCAGUCUCAAAAAACAACUAUCCAUCGAUCAUGUUCCGCUUCACUGCCUUUGUCGCGCUCGUUUGCGCCGCUUCCACUCUCGCAGCUCCCAUGCCUUCUCCAGAGGGCGCAUCCACACAGAUAGUCGGCACCGUCAAGUGCGCUGCCAAGCCUAGCUACUCUGGCCAGCUCUACCUGGACCAGACCAGCGGCGAGGUGGACAGCAUCACCCUGUCUCAGGGCAAUGUGCGAUACCUGAUCGGCAACAAGAACAACGGUCAAGUCGCGCCCAAGUUUGACUUUUACGACUGCCCGAGCACCUUCAUGGGCACCAAAGGCCGUCAGAGCGCAGACUCUCACUACGGACAGAUUCGAUCAGGCGACAAGUGCGUUCGCAUCGUCGAAAAGGCAGACUAUCAAGGAGAAAACACUCCCAAGAAGGCCUUUGAGCUCUCCACAUGCUCGUACUCCGAGGACAGCAGUCAGCUCUUCCAGACCUUUGCUUCUUCUGCGAACGGUCACUACAUCGGCUUUGUCCCUGGCCAAGUAGACAGCGGCAAGAACGAGUACGACUACACUGUCCAGCCCGGAAGCAGCGCUGAUCCUGCUCUUCAACGCAUCGUCGUCGGCGGUGCUGUUGCCAAGGGACAACCGACCGGCCACUUCUCCAUCGGCAGGCCUUAGGCGUGCCGCUGUCGCCCAACGCGAGCUUGUGGCCCGACGCGGAUCGAGCGCCGACACGAGCACUCUCUUUGGAGGCCGCUCAUGCCCCUACAAUAGCAGCACGCUCCUCACGAUCAACUCACUUGCCACGGACUUUUGACUUGUAUUUCCAUUCAUCUAUCUCUGAUGUCCCCACGCAAUGCAAUUCCUUGCCCAUCUC
Molecule: messenger RNA, 1248 nt
Organism: Ceraceosorus guamensis
Lineage: Eukaryota; Fungi; Basidiomycota; Exobasidiomycetes; Ceraceosorales; Ceraceosoraceae
Exons: 1
Coding region: 417-1049 (210 amino acids)
Source: RefSeq, a predicted model, not a curated record